AUGGCUCCCUCUCCUCCAUCCUCCUCUCCCAGCAGUCCAAGACCCAGUCUGCGCACCAAGGCCAGCACUACCCUUACAACACCACAAUCGCCCGCUCGAUCUGACGAUGGUAUGAUUACACUGCGCUACGAAGAAACCGUGCCUGCGAAAGCUCCAAUUGCCGUCGUCACUGCCCCGCCGCGCAAGGAGCCAACAGACAUCCAUCUUGCGCUGCGACGACCGAAGACGGGAUCGGACAACGCGAAGGACGAGGGCAAGCGGGACAGUGGCCUUGCGCCGACAACCAGCUCCAGAGCCGGAAGAGAGGGCAGUGUGAAUACUACAGAUGCCAUUGAGGAGGAGGUGUCGCUGGGUGUUGAGAUAGACUUUGACAAGACUUCCACGGUGGUCAGCCCGCUACAAUCACCAACCCCAGCACCCCAUUCGAAAGUUAUCACCAAGAGCCCAAGCAUGGGGUCUGGAAGUUUGCGCUGGAAGCCCGGAAGUAGGAAGAGUAGUAGUGGUAGGCCAUCAGGUACUGCUGAGAAAACAGAGGAGGAAAAGGAAUUUGCGCCGAUUACUACGACUAUUCCCACAGAAGAGUUCAUAGACGAGGAUUUAUUAAGGACUUUGUCAUUUUCAAAGAGGGGAAGCGUGAUGUUGGGUGGUAAGAAGGCCGUAAAUGGGCAAGCAAGGCCUACUGCUGGACGCGGACAACCCAGCAUGUCUAUGCUUGUUUCGCCUACAAUUAAAUUAUUAUCUGAUGACCUUGAAAAGGAGUCGCAGAAGGUUAGGUCGAUGUAUGAGCAAGGGGCAAAUUUGGAUUGGGAGGCUGGUGCUUAUUCUGGUAUUGCUGAACGUUUAGAAGCUCGUCAGUCUACACCAGAUGCCGAGGGAUCUCAGUCAAACGGCCUCCUCUAUCCGAACGGUGCAUUUCCGAGACCAGACAGUGCUAUGUCAACAAGACUGGAACACGAAUUGGCUGGAGGCAUUGAAGAUUGGGAGGAUGUUGACGGCAAUGAUGUUGAUCGCUACGGCUUCAUUGAUAUGCGCCGGAAGAACUCGAGACCUGGAACACCAGAACCGAGGCCUCCACAACGAGUCUCUACUGUCCUCCAAUUAGCUUCCGAGGCCCCAAGAAGAAAGCGAGCUUUUGGACGUUCGGCGUCGACUGCUACAUCGCGAGCCACUUUCAAGCGAGCUCCGAGCCGCAAGAUUUCUACCAGAUCUCUGAAGACCGUCUCUUCCAGUGCUUCUCAGCGCAGUACCAGCAGAAUCCGAGCAGCUACUAAUCGUCUACCUGGCAACAAGGACAGAAGAUGGAUGGAUGAGGCGGGUGACAUGCUCACUCUUCCACCGGGUCUAGCCGACAUAGCUGAAGACGAGGAAGGUGGGAGAGCUGCUGAACUGCUGAAGAGGAAGGAAUGGGAGCGAGCGGAGAAAUGGAGAAAGAUGGCAAGAAUUGUCAAGACGGGUAAGGAUGGUGAAGGAAUGGCUUUCGAGUUCGAUACUACCAACGCAAAGCUCAUCGAGCGAACCUGGAAAGGCAUUCCUGACAGAUGGCGAGCUUCUGCUUGGCACUCGUUCCUGAGCGCAUCCGCAAAGAAGAGAAAGGACAGUGCGACUGAUGAGCAAAUCAUUGCUGCUUUCUACUCACUUCUGGACCAGAGCUCUGCCGAUGAUCUACAGAUCGAUCUGGAUGUACCCAGAACGAUCAACAGUCACAUCAUGUUCCGCAGAAGGUAUCGAGGCGGUCAGCGAUUGCUGUUCAGGGUUCUGCAUUGCUUGUCUCUGUACUUUCCUGAGACGGGCUAUGUUCAAGGCAUGGCAUCACUGGCCGCGACACUUCUUUGCUACUAUGACGAGGAGAUGACUUUUGUCAUGUUGGCUCGAAUGUGGACGUUGAGAGGGCUUGACAAGUUAUACGAACCAGGGUUCCCGGGUUUAAUGGCUGCUCUGGAUGAGUUCCAGAAACAGUGGCUGUCGUCUGGCCCGGUUUCCGAGAAACUCAGCGAAAUGAACAUCGAGCCCACUGCCUAUGGCACUCGCUGGUAUCUUACCCUCUUCAACUACUCCAUCCCCUUCGCAGCCCAACUCCGUGUUUGGGAUGUCUUCAUGCUCCUUGGCGAUCCACUUCCCACUGUCAAACCAACCACCGAACGCCCGUUCGCAGGUGGUCUCGACAUCCUCCACGCUACGAGCGCCGCACUCAUCGAUGGGACUCGCGAGAUUCUCCUUGACAGCGAUUUCGAGAACGCUAUGAAAGUUCUCACCAGCUGGAUACCAGUCAAGGAUGAGGAAUUGAUGAUGAAAGUGACUCGCGCAGAGUGGAAGCUGCACCGUGGGAGGAAGCGGUGA
Molecule: messenger RNA, 2337 nt
Organism: Cadophora gregata
Lineage: Eukaryota; Fungi; Ascomycota; Leotiomycetes; Helotiales; Ploettnerulaceae
Exons: 4
Coding region: 1-2337 (778 amino acids)
Source: RefSeq, a predicted model, not a curated record